AAACACCAAGAGAGAUGAGAGCCUUUCAGACAUGUGAGUGUUUGUCAGCUGUCCUCAGGGCUGUCCUCCUCACUGAGUGUCUACUGAUGGGUGUGAGAGGAGAUGGAGCAGAUUCUGAAGAAAAACUAGAAAUUAAGUACUUGUUGAUCGGAGCUGGGAUCGGCCUGUUCUUAGCUGCUGUAUUCAUUGUCGUCAAGGUCUGCAUCAUCAGGAAACAUUUGCGUGAAAACAUCACAGCCUCGCUUGCUCGCGUUGAGCCAUCUAAGCCAAUCAGAGAACCCCGCGGCAGCUGAGUCCGCUGACGUGCAGUGUUCGAGGUCAGGCGGGCGUGCAGAGCGAUGUGAACCCUGCAAAAGUGGCAUCUGGGUGUAAGGUCAACCAGGCGGCCUUUCGUCUCCUCAUGUUUUGUCACACACACAUCAACACAUUUACCUCUUGUAUCUUGUUUCUCAAUAACAUGUAUCAUCACGGUCUUCAUAAUAUAUGUCUGAAGAGAAUUUGUCACAGUGGGUUUUUAUUUGGCCGGGUGGAGUUGUGUUUUUUGAA
Xiphias gladius (swordfish) is the source of this 546-nucleotide messenger RNA. Its product is annotated as transmembrane protein 273-like. The transcript is spliced from 4 exons. The record is from RefSeq and is a predicted model, not a curated record. Bases 15 to 293 code for a protein of 92 amino acids. Lineage: Eukaryota; Metazoa; Chordata; Actinopteri; Istiophoriformes; Xiphiidae.